Caenorhabditis remanei is the source of this 810-nucleotide messenger RNA. RefSeq lists its product as uncharacterized. Lineage: Eukaryota; Metazoa; Nematoda; Chromadorea; Rhabditida; Rhabditidae. The transcript is spliced from 4 exons. The record is from RefSeq and is a predicted model, not a curated record. The coding region runs from base 1 to 810 and encodes 269 amino acids.
AUGACAAAAACAUACCUCUUCUGGGUUUCUCUUGCUCAGACGGUUGGAAAGUUUGCGUUCGCUACAACAACAUUUUCUGGAUUAAUUCUAAUAUAUUUCAACUUCUUCGAAGUAAAGAAAAUAUUUGGAACUUAUAAAUACUUAAUGGUUAUAUUCACUAGUAUGGGCAUAGGACUGGCAACAUUAGAAGUGGUUUUUCAUCCGUGGUAUAUUGGAGCUUAUUACUUAUUGGAACCAGACAAUGUCACUAAAGAAUACUUCAAAGAAGAAUUGCUUCAGCGAUAUAGUGUCGUCAUUAAUGAUCUACCUUUUCGAGCAUUUAUGGCCUAUGAUCCUGUUGAUCGUUCCAUCCGAUGGGUCAACUGGUUGUUUGCAUUUAUUGUGACAGGUAUAAUGGCAUUUCAGUAUGGUAUUAUGAUUUAUUGUGGAUGGGCAAUGUACUCUGGAAUGGAAGAGAAGAUGCGAAACUUUUCUUCUGCUUUGAAACAUCACCACAAUCAGUUAUUCAAAACUUUGGUGUUCCAAAUCUCUACUCCAACCAUUUUCUUGUUCUCCCCUCUAGUUCUUGUUAUCUAUCUGCCAUUUUUUGAUAUCGAACUAAGUUUCCCUGCUGGAGCGACUGUAUGUGCCUUCAACUUUUAUCCAGCUGUAGAUGUUGUCAUCGUGCUGUAUGUUGUUACAGAAUACAGAGUGGCUGCGAAAAAGUACUUGAAUAUAAUCCGUAACCAAUUCAAAAGUUCUUCGUCGAAGUAUGCAGAAAAUAAUCAACAGACGCAGCAAACUUAUCAGUUAUCGACGUUACCUGCAUGA